Zerene cesonia (dogface butterfly) is the source of this 2166-nucleotide messenger RNA. RefSeq names its product L-sorbose 1-dehydrogenase-like. Lineage: Eukaryota; Metazoa; Arthropoda; Insecta; Lepidoptera; Pieridae. The record is from RefSeq and is a predicted model, not a curated record. The transcript has 5 exons. Gene Ontology annotation, molecular function: ecdysone oxidase activity; flavin adenine dinucleotide binding. The coding region runs from base 151 to 1995 and encodes 614 amino acids.
AUGCGAUUCGUUUUAUUCCGUCUUAGUUGUGUUUUGAUGAUAUAACGUGUUUGUCUUUUGAAGUGUACUCUGUUGUUUAAUAUAAAUAAUGCUGUAGUUACGUAAUGUCAUAAAGGUUUUAUUGUGUUGAUAUUAUUGGAAUUGGGCAAAAUGCAAUGUUCACAUGACGUAACUGCAACGGUAGGAGCAGCGCCGCAAAUAUUUGCUACCGCGUUCAACUUCUUUGCAGCUUCUCAAUGUUUUUCCUAUCCCGAUUUUAAAGAUGAUGUUGUGGAGAAUGAUCUCAUGUUUGACUUCAUAGUAGUGGGAGGCGGAUCAGCGGGUAGCGUAGUGGCAAAUCGAUUGAGUGAAGUGAAACAUUGGAAAAUUCUACUGCUCGAAGCGGGACCUGCGCCACCUAUUGAAUCAAGCAUACCAAAUUUGGAUGUGACCCUUAUGGAAUCAAAUUAUGAUUGGAACUAUCAUACGGAGCAUAUCGCUAGAUCUGAAUGUGGCGGUUCAAAAAGAAAAAUACCCUGGCCUCGAGGGAAAAUGCUUGGAGGUUGCAGUUCAAUGAAUGGAAUGGUUUACAUAAGAGGGAGACCAGAUGAUUUUCAAAAAUGGGUCGAUGCUGGAAAUCCUAGUUGGAACUGGAGAAACGUUUCGAAAUACUUCAGGAAAGCUGAAAGUUUACAGUCGAAGAGGCUAUUGAAUGACCCUUUGUCGAAUGAAAUAUAUGGUAGUCACGGUCCUCUUAUAAUUGAUAAUUAUAAUAGCACCUAUAGGAAAUAUACAAACUGUGUAUUAAAUGCAUUCGAUGAGAUGGGAUUACAUAGAGUUCACGACAUAAAUACAGUAGGGUAUGUAAGGGGUAAAGGAUAUGCUGGAAUAUACACUGCAACUGUCUCAAGGGGUCGUAGACAAAGCACCUUCGAAUCUUAUUUAAAACCCGUAAGGGGCAGGGAAAACUUGAAAAUCAUCACAAAUGCGUUGGUAAAUAGGAUAUUGAUUAAUGAUAGUUUAGUGGCAUACGGUGUAGAAGUAGAAGUAAAUGGGAAAAUUCUUACAUAUUUAGCAUCAAAAGAAGUAAUUGUCAGUACUGGUACGAUAAACACUCCAAAAUUGCUAAUGCUAUCUGGAAUAGGCCCUCAGAAACAUUUAAGGUCGAAAGGGAUUCUAUGCAGGAGAGAUUUACCAGUUGGACAAAAUUUACAGGAUCAUAAUAUGAUUCCUAUUAUAAUAUACGGUGAUGAGCCUGGCAUACAGGAUGAAGCAGAAAAACGUUUUGAAGAAAUAAAAUAUCUUAUUGAUGGAAGCGGUUAUUUGGGACAAGUCAGUUUCUCUGAUAUAACGGCAUUCUUUUCUCGGUAUGAUAACGUAUCAAUGCCUGAAUUUCAGAGCCAUUUUGUUUUGCUUUAUAAAAACUCGACGCAAAAUUCAAACAGGCGUUUUAUGUCAUUCAGUCAAUCUGUAAAACAAUCAAUAAUAGAAUUUAAUUCGGAAAAAGCUAUGUACAUAUUUACGGUGCACUUGUUACAUCCAUACUCGAAGGGAUCAAUUUAUCUAAAUACCAGUCACCCCAACUAUGAUCCUAUUAUAGAUACAAAUUAUUUUGGUGACGCAAGAGAUCUGAAAGCUACUAUAGAUGGUAUUCACAUGUUGACAAAGAUUGUUAAUACGCAAUAUUUCAGAUCGAUAAACGCGUUUGUACACAAAAUAAAUCUACCAGAGUGUGACGAAUUUGAAUUUCAAAGUGAUCAGUAUUGGAAAUGCUACGCUAAUAGUAUGUUAUUAACUUUGUACCAUCCUGUGGGGACUGCAAAAAUGGGACCUAAUCCCUCUGAUUCAGUUGUUGAUAAUUACCUUAAAGUGCAUGGUGUACAAGGUUUGCGUGUAAUAGACGCUAGUGUGAUGCCCACUUUAACUAGUGGAAACACAAAUGGUCCAACUAUUAUGAUAGGCGAAAUGGGAGCGGAUAUGAUUAAAGCAGACUAUAAUAAAGAAAUCAGUUGUUAGAAAAUUACCUAUAUUAAUGAUGAGCCGGGAUAGUGUUAGAAUUGAAUAAGAAAGUUGUAUUGAAUGUGGGUAUAUUUCAUAGCAUUCUAGCCGUACUGUACUCUGAUGCAGAUACUAUAUUGCAUAUUUUUUUUUAUUCGUGUAACUUACAGUUUAUAAAGAGUUAUUUAU